UUUGAAUAAAUCAUGACCAGAGAGUAUCGAUUAAAAAGCAAGUGCUUUUUUUUUUGCCCACCUGAUGUUGCCGACUCUUUCCCAGCCAUAACAGAUUUCUUGUCAUAGUAACCAAUGCGCAAUAUGUGAUUGGAAGAGAAGCUCAGCAGACUGCUGGGCCUCCAAGGCGCGGCCAUCCUCAAUCUUUGCACCCCAAUUCUCACUCACCAUCACGUCGCGUUAUUUUUUAUAUAUCUUUGCUUUUGUAUAUAUAAUAGAUCCAGGACCACUUCUCAUCGGGAGCAAUUGUACGAUAAGCCAUGUCGGCGAUUCUUGUUUAUGUCGCUGAAAUGCUUGCGGCUUGAUAGAUCAAGAUAUAUUUCCAGAAUGAACGUUGCGCUACAAAAUCUCAACGAUAACAUGUCAAACUAUAAGCGUGCAACUUUAGAGGAGGAUGAUGUCACAGAUGCCAUUGCAGACGGAAAUGCCUCACCAGAAAGCAUUGAGGUUGGAUUUAGAAAAGGUAAAUCACUUUCUUUGGGUCCAAUUGGAAGAAGAACGCAGCUGGAACUGACCUUGUUAGUUGUUCUCUUUGUCGUGGUUAUGGCCCUGGCUGGUUGUAUAAUCACUCUGGUGAUAAACAAUAACCAAGAUCCUUCGCAUAAAUAUUGUCUGACUGAAACGUGCAUUACUGUGGCUGCUAAAAUAACAGAAUCACUGGACCGCACAGUGGACCCUUGUCAUGACUUUUAUCAAUAUGCCUGUGGUGGAUGGAUAAAGAAAAACCCAUUGCCAGACGGAAGGUCACGCUGGAAUACAUUUAAUAGCCUGUGGGACCAGAACCAGGCCGUCAUGAAGCAUUUAUUAGAAAACACCACUCUUAACUCGAGCAGUGAGGCAGAGCGAAAAUCCCAGCGAUAUUAUCUCUCCUGCCUGAAUGAGCAAACAAUCGAAGACCUUGGAGCUCAGCCUUUGAUUGACCUUAUUAAUAGGACAGGAGGCUGGAGUAUCACAGGUCCUUGGGAUAAAGACAACUUUCUUGAAGUGCUAAAAAUAGUUUCUGGGACAUACAGGACAAGUCCAUUCUUCACAAUUGAUGUUGGUACAGACUCUAAAAGUUCCAACAGCAAUAUCAUCGAGAUUGAUCAGCCAAGCUUGAUUCUUCCAUCUCGAGAUUAUUAUCUAAAUAAAACGGCAAAUGAAAAGGUACUGACUGCCUAUCUCAACUAUAUGGUUGAACUGUGUGUGCUUCUGGGAGGGGAGUACAAUUCAACAUGCACUCAGAUGCAGCAAAUAUUGGAAUUUGAAACUAUUAUUGCAAAUAUCACAGGUUCCCAGGAUGAACGUAGGGAUGAAGAGAAAAUAUACCACAGGAUGACCAUUGCAGAUUUACAGAAUUUAGCGCCUGUCAUCGAUUGGUUGGACUAUUUAUCAUUUGCAUUGGCACCUCAGGAACUGAAUGACACAGAACCUGUAGUUGUCUACGCCAAGGAAUAUCUGCAGUUGAUGUCUGACCUUAUUAAUAAUACCGACAAGAGCAUUUUGAACAAUUACAUGAUGUGGAAUUUAGUACACAAAACAGCAGGAAACUUGGAUCAGCGGUUUGAAAAUGCAAAUAAGAAAUUUAUGGAGGCUCUUCUUGGAACAAAGAAGUCCUGUGCUCCUCGAUGGCAGACCUGCAUUGGAAACACGGAUGAUACUCUUGGAUUCGCCUUGGGUGCUUUGUUUGUAAAGUUUACAUUUGACAAAGACAGCAAAGUAAUAGCCGAGAAAAUGAUCAAUGAAAUACGAGCGGCGUUCAAGGACGGCCUGGAAAAACUGACGUGGAUGGAUGACGAGACCCGCCAAGCCGCUGAGGAAAAGGCCGAUGCCAUUUAUGACAUGAUUGGUUUUCCAGACUUCAUCUUGGAUAGUAAGGAACUGGAUGAAGUUUAUGAUGGCUACGAAGUAUCAGAAGAUUCAUUCUUUCAGAAUAUGCUGAAUUUCUACAACUUUUCAGCCAGGAUUAUGGCAGACCAGCUUCGGAAAACACCUAACCGAGACCAAUGGAGCAUGACACCACCUACCGUCAAUGCAUAUUAUGUGCCAACAAAAAAUGAGAUCGUCUUUCCUGCCGGUAUUCUGCAAGCACCAUUCUAUGCCAGAAAUAAUCCAAAAUCUCUGAACUUUGGUGGCAUUGGAAUGGUAAUGGGCCAUGAAUUAACACAUGCCUUUGAUGACCAAGGUCGAGAACAUGACAAGGAUGGCAAUUUACGACCAUGGUGGCAAAAUUCUUCACUUGAAACUUUUAAGAAUAAAACCGAGUGUAUGAUCCACGAGUACAACCAGUACACUGUAAAUGGAGAACAUAUCAAAGGAAAGCAGACACUGGGUGAAAAUAUUGCCGACAGCGGAGGCCUCAAAGCUGCAUAUCACGCUUACAAAGCUUGGGUGAAACGGAAUGGAGAAGAGAAACUGUUGCCUGCUCUUGGGCUGAACAACCACCAACUCUUUUUUGUAGGAUUUGCACAAGUGUGGUGCUCAGUGCGUACACCGGAGAGUGCACAUGAAGGCCUUAUUACUGAUCCACACAGCCCAGAAAAAAUUCGGGUUAUUGGAGCAUUAUCAAAUUCCAAAGACUUUGCUGAACAUUUCAAUUGUCUCCCGGGAACCCCAAUGAAUCCUGGAAAACAGUGUGAGGUGUGGUAGUUGUGAAUACAAAAUAAUGGAAUUUUACACUGGAUAAUAUUUACAAAAAAAUUGGAACAAUAGUAUAGUGCAACACUGAUCAGAGAGGAAAUUAUAAUAAACGAAGACAUACAAUAUAUUGUGCACUUUUAUAACUAAAAUGUAAGAUUACUUAAUGUUAUAAACACAUAGUACAUGUUUGGUGUAUCACUAGCCUAUGGGAUACAAAGGCUAAGCUUUUAAAUGGGAGAACAGUCUAUAGCUGCUUUCUGAGGAAAGAAGUUGGAAUAAUUUGAUGUAUUUUACAAAAAAAAUACAUGAUCCAGGGUAUGGGGUGUAGAUACAAGCUUAUUUCCUACGCAGAUUGAUAGUGUCCAUAUCAUUACAGAGUACCUUGAAGCUGUGCUUUUUUAAUUGAACUGAAACUUUUAGCUUAUUUGGCACACUUGGGGAUAGAUUUUAAAAUAUUUUCAAGUUUUAAUCUAAUCAUGGAAUGCCAUUCAGAAACCAGAAUGAUAAAAAUGAAUCGUACCUGUUCCUUGUGAAUUUGAUAUUACAGCCUGAAACUGAAUAACCAUCUAAUGCAUCGUGCAGGCGGUUUGUAUUUUAUCUGUUGGUACGUUAACAGAGUAUUAAGUUUUGAAUUCUACUUUUCUCAUUACCUGUCCUUGCUAAUAUAGCAAGAAAGUGCAAGCAUUCAACUGAUUUGCAUAACUGUAGUAGUGGAUCACAGGUCUUUGUACAAAUGCUCAAUUUCAGAUUAUAAGGGGGGGGAAAGCAGAAAAGAAAAUUCUGUAUUUAAACGUAAAGCUGUGGCAUAUUUAGCGCCCAAAGUCAGAAUUGUACUUUGCUGACUUAACAGCUAAAAAGAAAUAGCAAUCUCGGUUACAGCUAAAAUGUCAGCCCAAUCUGUGCAAGGUAUUACCUCAUGUUUUUAAAUGCUGUUUGAAAAAUAUAUUAAAAAUGGGAAUGCAACCAAAAUAACAAUGUCUAAGGAAUCCCUGCAAAUUUCAGUUUAAAUUAACAAUUAUGGAAAAGGAUUUUUGAAGAGUAGAAAGGCAAUGGAUAGUGUUUGGUAUUUUAAAUAUAAUUAUAGAAAGGAGAGGAGUGGAAAAGUUUACAGACCAAUGAGAUAUUUACUGUUACUUUGCCUUGCUAGGUAAACCUAUUCUUCAAUCGCAGCUUACAAUGUGCAUGGGCAUCACCAGUUAUCUCUUACAUUGUUAAAUGCAACACUUCAUCACAAGCUUUAGAACUUCUGGAGAAGUCAACUUAUUUUCAAGACCUAGCAGGGUCAAAGAAAGUAAAUAGUACUUUGCUAUAGACAUCAUUAGGAUAGUUCACAUGAUGUUAUUGAAAAGGAAUACCGUGGUAAUAGGUGUGGGUGGAGAUAGCUAUUUAAGAAGUGUUCUUUUGUAAUUCAUUCCCAAUCGUGUGCAUUACUGCUUAGAUGUAACUUGUAAGAGCUACUUUCAAGUUUAUACGAGGAUUGAUAACUUGUUGGUUGGCACUUACUCUUAUUCCAGUGCCUUUAUGUGUUUUACCAUGGUAAUAUGGAGAGUUCUGAGUAAUUUUGGCUGGAAUUGUGCUUUAAUCUAUGAUAUUACCCCUUACACACAAGGUUGAUGUUCCUCCUUUUUCUUCUGCCAUAGCUGUGGAGAUUUAGAUCGUAAUUGUUCAUCAUGUAUGACUUGCCUAAUCUUUGGUCAUCAUGUCAUGAAUGUUUUAUGUUAAUUUUGCUGCUAAAUACUUAUUUCUAAAGAACCAAAGAUGUAUAACAUCAAAGUGAUUGACAGUUUAUGUCAAAGGAAUGAUGGAGGGCCAAGAAUGAGCAACAGAAAAUCAGAACAUUAAGUUCUUAAGAGUGAUGUCCUGUUUAUACUGACUACAGAUGUUCAACUUUAGAUUGAAGGACCACUCCGCUGAGACUCCUACCUUUAUAAGAGAAUCCCUGCUUACACUUCUAUGUCCCCACCCCAGCCCACUCACUUGCUCUUUAGAGUGCAGAGUGGAAAGAGCAACACCUCAGGCAGUUUAAAAUAACCCAUAAAGUAGUACAGGAAAGGCUUUCCAGUGUGAUUUUUGGUAUUCUGUCCCAUUCUUAGUUAUAUGAAAAUGUCAUUUCCUGGAAACUUUCCACAAAGAUAUAAGCUCACCUUCUGGUUUUUGAUGUGUCAUGAUGAGAAAAUUCCAUUGUAUUACACAAUUUGUAUGACCCUGGCUCCUUUGCCCUAAGGACAGAUAAUGUAAUUUUAUGCACCCUCACAAUAAAAUGUCCUUGUUAGUGCUUUUCUUUAGGGGAAGGUAUAGAUGAAUGUAGAUAACAGUUUUACAUAUCUAACAAUUCUACACUGUGAAAUUACCUUUUUGUAAUCACGGGUAUAGGUUAUUUAGAAUCAUAGAGCACUGCAGUACAGAAACAGGCCCUUUGGCCUUACCUAGUCCAUGCUAAACUUUUAUUCUGCCUAGUCCCAUUGACCUGCACCUGGACAGUAGCCCUCCAUAACCUCCCAUCUGUGUACUUAUCCAAACUUAAAUGUUGCAGUUGAAUCCGUAUCCACCACUUCCGCAGGCAGCUUGUUUCACACCUUCACCACCUUCUAAGUGAAGAAAAUCACCCUCAUUUUCCCCUUAAAUAUUUUACCUUUUGCCCUUAUCCCAAUCUCAGCGGAUAAAGCCUGCUGGCAUUUUCCCUAUCUAUACCCCUUUUAAUUUUAUAUGCCUCCCUCAGAUCUCCCCUCAUUCUCCUAUCAUCCAGGAAAUAAAGUCCUAACCUAUCAACUUUUCCCCAUAACUCAGGUCCUCAAGUCAUGGUAACAUAUUUGUAAAUUUUCUUUCAACCUAAUUGACAUCUUUCCUGUAGUUAGGUGACCAGAAAUGCACACAGUACUCCAAAUUACACCUCACCAAUGUCUUAUACAACUACAAUAUACCCUCCCAACUCCCGUACUCAAUACUUUGAUUUGCAAAGACCAAUGUGCCAAAAGCUCUCUGUAUGACCUUAUCUACCUGUGACGCCACUUUCAAGGAACUAUGGAUCUGUAUUUCCGGAUCUCAUGCUCUACUGCACUCCUUAGUGCCCAACGAACCACUGUGUAUGUCCUUCCCUGGUUUGUCCACCCAAACUGCAACUUGUGUCUGCAUUAAAUUAUGUCUUGACAUUUUUCAAGCCUUUUUCAGUAAUUCACCAAUAGGUCAAUAGUAAUGAAUUGUUUGUAAACAAUUCACUGCCGUUGGAUAUUAGGGAUCUUUGAUGAACAAGAAAAAGUAAAUGAAUUUCUCAUGCAAGAAAAAUCAGCAAAUCCGGUAAACAUUUGAAAAGAUUUAAACAAUGGGUGAAGCUGUGCUGAGCGCACAACAGGGGAAGUUACCAAAGCUGUAGGCUAGUCAGUGAACCAGUAAUCAAGUUACUGUAUAUCAAAUUUUGUAACUAAACACUGCAUCUGGAGGAGGAAGGAAAGGCUAAUGGGCUAUUGGCGGGCUUUAUGACUGAGUUGCAAUAGCAAGUUCUGAAUUUGGUACUGCAAAGUCUUCAGUGAUUUUGGCUCAUAAUGUUGAUCCAAUUCAAAUCCAAAUGGUGGACCAAAUCAAUCCAUGCCUAAAGUCCUGUACUUUACUAAGGAGAUUCAAUCUAUGUGCAGGACUGAAAAUUUGGCAAUCCCCUUGGAGCAAUAUGGUGUUGAACAGAGAUUAGAUGGUAUCAGUCUGAAGUGGAUCUCAAACAGGACCACAAUGUAGCCAAGUCCUCACCUGCCUGCCCCUUCAACCUUUUUCAAAAUCAUAAAGAUGAUCUUCUUUCUCCUCUUUUUGGAGUUUUUUCUCAAACCACUGGGAAACUCAAGUUUUUUUUAACCAGUUGGCUUUUGCAGGAGACCAUCAAGGAUGAAGGUAUCUCGGAAAUAGUUUAUGUGGAUGCUUUGAACACUCCCUGUCUUUUCUAUUUAAGCUUUCAACCCAAGAUAUAUCACCUGAGACUGGUUUUCAGUGUGACAACCACCUUCUUCCUCCAUUUUCCCUCCCUCCAUUUUCUUGUCUCUCCCUCCAUUUUCUUGUCCAAUUUGUCCAAACAUAUAUUUGGGUCAAAGUCCUAUGGACUGUGACCUAUUCUCAUGGAAUUGUGCCUUAACUUUGUCCCUAAUGGCUAAACUUUCCACCUUAAAUUGUAUUCAGUUUAGUUUUCUAUUCUCCCUAUUGUUAACAAUCUGAAAAAUCAAAUAUUCAAAAUAGUUACAGAUGACUAUUUUUACUCAUCAAUAUUUUAAGCAAUAAAUAGGUUAGAUCUAAAGCAGAUUGAUUCAGUAGUUGUAUAUAUAAAUGUUUCUAUUUUCAUUCAAAUGCUAAUAUCCUACUGCACUUCUUAAUAUCCACUUUUUGAGAUCCAUGCUUGAAACAAAAUCUUACUUCAAAUCUUACUUGAAAGCGUAACAUGAUUGUUGGACAUGUAAGCAAGUUUUAAGAUACAUUUGAGAUGCUUUUGAAAUAUCCUAUGAUUGAAAGACUGAAGUUGAGCAACUAAUAUCAAAGUAAUUGACUAAUUAAAAAAUACCGAACCCAAGAAUGUAAGCAGUAGGAGUGGAAGUAGGCUAUUCAGCCACAAGCCUGCUUUACCAUUCAUAAGAACGUGGCUGAUCUAAUACUGGUUUCAGCUCCACUUUUUUGCCUGUUCUCCAUUAUCCCUGAGCUUCUACAGAUCAAAAGUCAGUCUAUCUUGUCUGUUAAUAUAUUCAAUGAUUUAGUCUCCACAGCUCUCUGAGAAAAGAUGUUCUUCAAUAAUCCCAAGUAAAAUGCAUAACCCUUAUUUCUAAAACUAGAUUACCCAUUGAAAGAAAGCAUCCACUCAGCAUACACCUUCUUAAGUAAACUCAUAACCUUAUGUUUAAAUAAAAUCAGCUCUCAUUCUUUUAAACUCCAAAGAGUGUGGGCCCAACCUGCUCAAUAUUAUUCUUCAGCCAGCCUGUUCCUUCCAGGAAUCAACUGAGAAAACAUUCUGAACUACCACCAAUUCAAGUAUAUCCCAACUAAAGUAAGGAUACCAAAACUGUACACAGCUUUACACCAAGUAUGGUCUCAUAGCCCUGCAUAGAUGUAGCAAGAUUUUCCUGAUUUUACACACCAUCCCUUUUGCAUUAAAGGCCUGCAUUCUUGCCUUAAUGAUUACCUGCUGUACAGCAUGCUGUUUUCUUGUGUUUUCUAUAUGAGGACACCCAGAUCCCUCUGUAUAUCAGUAUUUUGUAAUCUCUCACUUAUUCUGCUUUUCUACCUAACAAAGCAGAAAUACAGAAUAAUUUAAUAGAUCAGCAAUUUUUAAAGUGAACACUUUUCAAGAGGCAUUUUUUUGAUUGAUCUUAAAAUUAGAAUGGUAUUAUGAGGGUUUGUGACAUGAUUAGUAAGCAUCAAAUACCCAAGUUUUUCACUUUUUUUUUCCAAGUACAUAAUCAAGAUGUAUCUGAUUUAGGCAAUGUGGUGUUUGUAUUUAACUCUGGAGAGGCUGAAGAUUUAGAAAAUGUCAUAUUUAUAUGAUACUAUUAUACUAAUAGCUGAGACAUUUGAAAUCACUAAUUCAUUACCUCUUUGGGCAACUACUCUUUGAAUCCAUCCGGUUUCUUUUGAAAAUGUCAUAUUGUCAGAAAAGCCUUAUCUUGAAGAGAAAAUGUUGACUGCUUCAACUUCUGUGGAAAAAAACUAUGUGGAGUGUCAUUAAAGCAGUAUUUAUGUAAACAUUAAUAAAGCACUCUAAAUAUCACAACUGUGUUGAUUAUUGAA
Molecule: messenger RNA, 8409 nt
Organism: Mobula hypostoma (lesser devil ray)
Lineage: Eukaryota; Metazoa; Chordata; Chondrichthyes; Myliobatiformes; Myliobatidae
Product: endothelin-converting enzyme 2-like
Exons: 19
Coding region: 319-2667 (782 amino acids)
Biological process (GO): protein processing
Cellular component (GO): plasma membrane
Molecular function (GO): metalloendopeptidase activity
Source: RefSeq, a predicted model, not a curated record